Molecule: messenger RNA, 1221 nt
Organism: Ostreobium quekettii
Lineage: Eukaryota; Viridiplantae; Chlorophyta; Ulvophyceae; Bryopsidales; Ostreobiaceae
Source: the annotation of a GenBank genome assembly
AUGUUCCCAAAUGUCGCUCUGUUGGACAUCACACCAGACACGGGGGCCGUACUCAAGCAGGUUGCCAGAAACGGCGAGGGGGCCAGUCGUCAGAGGAGGGGCGGCGCCCAUCCGCAUUCCGCAGCGCGACAAAAAGAAGAGGUCAACGCGAGACUGCGGCAGGGGAGCUUAGCACGCCUUUGCUGCCCUCGGACGGACGUGCCACGCAACAUGGGCGGGUGGGUGUUUCCGGAGGUCGCACCCGGAUCCGCGCCGUCGCCUCGAGGGGGACACGCUGCCACGGCACUGGACCACUCGCGGAUUCUUGUCUUUGGAGGAUCAGACUGCGAACCCAAACCAUUUGCGGACACAUGGUUGCUGGAGACAGGUGAUGAGUACCGAUGGCGUCAUGUGAAGUCUGCAGGUGCAGAAAGGGAGCAACUUGUGGGGCUGUCAGGGGCGACGCUGACAACAGUAGGAGACAAAGUUUACCUUUUUGGUGGCCAGGAACCUCUAACAGGUCGUGUGCAUGAUGAUGUUUGGGAGCUUGAUACCGAGACCUGGCAGUGGUCACAAGUAAAGGUGUCGAGCAAGCCGCCUGCAAGGCAUUCACACUGCGCAGGACUGCUGCACAACGACUCACUUUUAGUGUUCGGCGGAGCAAACCAAGAGACUGCUGUACUUGGAGACGUGUGGAUGUUCAGCGUUCAAGAGCACAGCUGGUAUCAAGUGGAUGUGAGUGGAACAACGUUUUGCCCAAGGGAAAUGCACUCGGGUGUCAUGGUGGAUAUGGACACCAUGCUCAUCUACGGUGGUAGAGGAUUUGCCAACAGGGUGAUGUGUGAUGCAUCGCUUCUAGAUUGUAAAAUGAUGCAAUGGAGGCUAACUGCCAACACCCCGUUUCAAAGAUGUGCCCAUGCAGCGGCGACGCUGGGUGCACACUCAAUUCCCAAUGGCGAUCGGGGCAGCGGCGCAUGCCCUGCUGCUUGCAGCGUUAUUGUCCAUGGGGGGUUCACAGGAGAGAUUGUGGAAAGCGACAUCAUUUGCAUCGAUGCAGAAACCUUGUCUGCCAAGCUAGUGUGUAAUGGACACCAUGGGGAAAAGGACAAAAAGAUUCCAGAGUCCAGAUUUGCACACACCGGCAUCAGCCUGGGAAUGGCGGAGGCAGAGCAGGGGAUGGUCGUGUUUGGAGGCGUGAAUGCGGAGGCUGCCCACAACGAUGUGGCCGUGUGGACAAUGUAG